GCGGAACCUGAGCGGGGCGGACGGGUGAGCGGGCUGGGCGUCUUCGUGCAGCGCCGCUAAGGGCGCUGCCCCGCGCGCCCCCAGGGACCUGGCCCUCGGGAGGUUCAAUACCUGGGGCCGAAGAGCCGGGACUGGCCGUCGAGGUGCAAGGUUGGCGCCUGCGGUCCGGGGGCAGAGGCCUGGGUCGAGCCGAGAUCUCGGGUUGCCACCCGUCCCCGCUUCGGACCCUGACGUGGGCGAGGCGGCCCUGGGAGCAUGAGCGGGCAGCGCGUGGACGUGAAGGUGGUGAUGCUGGGCAAGGAGUACGUGGGCAAGACGAGCCUGGUGGAGCGAUACGUGCACGACCGCUUCCUGGUGGGGCCCUAUCAGAACACCAUCGGGGCGGCCUUCGUGGCCAAGGUGAUGUCCGUCGGAGACCGGACAGUGACUUUGGGUAUUUGGGACACAGCAGGCUCUGAGCGUUACGAGGCCAUGAGCAGAAUCUACUACCGGGGUGCCAAGGCUGCCAUCGUGUGCUAUGAUCUCACAGACAGCAGCAGCUUUGAGAGAGCAAAGUUCUGGGUGAAGGAACUCCGAAGCCUAGAAGAGGGCUGUCAAAUCUACCUGUGUGGCACCAAGAGUGACCUGUUGGAGGAGGAUCGGCGCCGGCGCCGUGUGGACUUCCAUGAUGUUCAGGACUAUGCAGACAGUAUAUUGCUCCUCGAUCCCAAUGGGAUAUCAAAGCUCAGCUCUUUGAAACAUCUAGCAAGACUGGCCAGAGUGUGGACGAGCUCUUCCAGAAAGUGGCCGAGGAUUACGUCAGUGUGGCUGCCUUCCAGGUGAUGACAGAGGACAAGGGUGUGGACCUGGGCCAGAAGGCAAACCCCUACUUCUACAGCUGUUGUCACCACUGAGUCACCACCCACCUGGCCUGGGGAAUUAAAUCAAUUCCUGAGGGACUGGGCCCAGCUCAUCUGGGCUUGGGUGGUCAAGUCUGAGCUACCCCAGGUUCCCAUGGCAGCAGAGGUGGCACCUGCCUGUGCUGGCCCCUGGAAUGGAGGCAGCAUUGGGCUGACUGAUGGAAAUGAGGCAGGAAGAGGGCCGACAUGAUGGACCCCAGGCAUCAGCCCCGGACAGCACGUGUCUGCGGAUUACUGAAGUGGCUUCUGACUUGUAAAUAAAAUCAAUGCACUGUGAA
Molecule: messenger RNA, 1177 nt
Organism: Echinops telfairi (small Madagascar hedgehog)
Lineage: Eukaryota; Metazoa; Chordata; Mammalia; Afrosoricida; Tenrecidae
Gene: RAB24
Product: RAB24, member RAS oncogene family
Exons: 8
Coding region: 256-822 (188 amino acids)
Molecular function (GO): GTPase activity; GTP binding
Source: RefSeq, a predicted model, not a curated record